AUGGAGCUGCCCGACUUCAGCUUCUAUGGCCGGGUCUUCCACGUCAAGGUUGACUCGGACUCAGGCUACGUACGCAUCAACUGCGCUGUUCCUGCGGGCGUGGUCCCCAAGCUUGACCGGGUGUUUGGCAGCAGGUUCCUGUGGUACGACCUGUACACUGGGGGGAGCACGACGGCAGUCGCCGGUGACUGCCGCUACACGGGGUUGCGCCAGAGCCGCCACCUUGUAGCCGGUAUGGCAGCAUCGUUGGGCGACCUUGAAAACCAACCGGCCGUGCCGGCCGUGCUUGUGCUAUACAAGCUGAUUCGCGUGCCUAGGCCCAGAGCACACUUCACGUGUGUGUGCGUCUAUGCAUACACUUACUUCACACUCUGCGCCCAGACUUAGCCAAGUCCAGAGCCAGGUUAGGAGUCGCUGAAACACAUACAAGCAAAAUACAGGUGUUUGUCUAAUCAUUGUAUACUGUACAGCCCCAGCAGACUCCAGGUGCUUCACUAAAACAUUACGG
Volvox carteri f. nagariensis is the source of this 508-nucleotide messenger RNA. RefSeq lists its product as uncharacterized. The transcript is spliced from 4 exons. The record is from RefSeq and is a predicted model, not a curated record. Lineage: Eukaryota; Viridiplantae; Chlorophyta; Chlorophyceae; Chlamydomonadales; Volvocaceae. The coding region runs from base 1 to 387 and encodes 128 amino acids.